Molecule: messenger RNA, 1014 nt
Organism: Hymenoscyphus albidus
Lineage: Eukaryota; Fungi; Ascomycota; Leotiomycetes; Helotiales; Helotiaceae
Source: the annotation of a GenBank genome assembly
AUGGCACCUCUUACCAAAAUACUCUCUAUUCUCACAGCAUCUACUCUCGUCACCUCCUCCAUAAUCCAAAUUCCAUCUACCACUUCCAAACCACACACCACCUCCGACGACGAUGACAACGACACUCCCCUCCCGCUCAUAAUCUGGCAUGGCCUCGGCGACAACUACGCAGCAGAAGGUCUCCAAUCCGUAGCCACCCUCGCCGAAGAGAUCAAUCCAGGAACACUAACCUACUUAAUCCGCCUCGGCGCUGACCCCUCCGCCGACCGCUCCGCGACGUUCUUCGGAAACACAACGCUGCAGAUAGAACAAGUAUGCGCCGACCUAGCCGCACAUCCCAUUCUCUCCACCGCACCCGCCGUUGACGCCCUAGGUUUCUCCCAGGGCGGCCAGUUACUACGCGGAUACAUAGAGCGGUGUAAUUUCCCGCCUGUACGAAGUCUCGUUACCUUUGGAAGUCAACAUAACGGGAUAUCCGAGUUCCAGAAGUGCGGAAGUAUGGAUUGGUUGUGCAAAGGAGCUGAGGGAUUACUGCGAUCAAACACCUGGUCGAGUUUCGUGCAGAGUCGAUUAGUACCCGCCCAGUACUUUAGAGAUCCGAUGCAAAUGGAGGACUACCUCCUAUAUUCCAAUUUCUUGGCCGAUAUAAACAAUGAGCGGGCUUUGAAGAACCAGACCUACAAGGAGAAUUUAGAGAAGUUGGAGAGGUUUGUCAUGUACCUUUUCGAAGACGAUGAGACUGUUAUUCCGAAGGAGACCGGGUGGUUUGCUGAGGUUAAUGGGACUGAGGUCACUCAGUUGAAAGACAGAGACAUUUAUACAGAAGACUGGAUUGGAUUGAAGACCCUAGAUAAGAAGGGGGCUUUGAAGUUUGAGCUUACUGAAGGAGGUCAUAUGAGUCUAAGUGAUGAGCUUCUUGAAGGUGUAUUCAAGAAGUAUUAUGGUCCUUAUGGAAGGAAAUUCGACACAGAGGGCGAGGAGGUUCUUAGCUAUUCUUGGCAGCAGGAUUUGUGA